UUAAAAGACACUUCUCUCUCUCUCUCUCUCUCUCUCUCCACCCAUCAUCUGCUCCUCCAAGCCAAUACUAACACUAUUUCUCUCUUUUUUUUCUUCAAGAGCAUGUUUGUUUGUUGAAGAAGAUUAAUUGAAGAGUCUUUUCUUUCCUUUUUAUCUCCUCUCUUUAACUCCUUCUUCCCCUUUAGCAAACACAAUCCAAGCUGAACUUUCAUAGCUUUUUCAUCUUUUUUCUCACAAGUUUCUAAUAACAUCAAACACUUUAAACAUACUUAUUCUCAAGAAAGAAGAGAAAAAGAUCAAACACCCACUUGACCACACUCCCACUUUUCUCAUUUCCUAGGAACUAAGUUAUUAAUUGAGCAGCGAGAAAAGGUAACUACUCGGAAAGAAACCUAGCCGUGAACCAUGCCCUUGGAAGGGGUUUUCGUUGAACCCUCUUCGAACCCAAUUCCUGAUCUUUCCCUUCACAUUAGUCCACCUAAAGCUUCCACUUCUAUGAUAUGCAGCAAGAGCAGUGAAGUUAUUGAUACAAGCUUCAAUCUUUUGAGCGGACAUGAAGUCAGCAAAUCCAACAGCGGCACCUCCAUGAUAAGUGACUCACAAGCUUACACCGAGCUGUCUCUAGCACGUCCACAUCCAGCUAAUGUCAUGGAGCAGGAGAGGCAGUGCAGAAGAAAUUCAACUGGUGGCGCUGAACAACCAUCGCAUACCCCUCUUCACCUCACUCAUCGCCAUCUUCACCCAACUAAUACUCACUUAAAUCACAUAAAUCAUGGGGUUUCCCUACUUGAUGUAUCAAAUGGAGCAAGGCCAAUAAAAGGGAUUCCAGUAUAUCAAAACCGUUCAUUCCCCUUUCCGACUUUAGAAAAUCUUUCAAGAGAGAGGGAUCCAAAGAUGUGCUUCUACCAAAUACCUUAUCCCUCUUCCUCUUUAUAUUCUUCUUCUCCAUCUCUCUCCGCUUCGCCUUACUUUGAAGGAGGAUUAGAUCCCAUCUCCAUAUUAAGCUCAGGGUCUACUCAAGCUUCGCCCGCUUAUCGGUCACCGGCAACAAUUAGAUUCAAUGGGAUUUCCAAGGAUGCUUUCAAAUCCCACCAAUUGCACCAGCAGCCCCAACAUAGCCACUAUGGAAUUGGAUCUUCUGAUACUUCUAAUGGACUGAUUAGAUCAAGAUUCUUGCCUAAGCUUCCGACUAAAAGAAGUAUGAGAGCACCAAGGAUGCGAUGGACUAGCACACUUCACGCUAGAUUUGUUCACGCUGUUGAGCUACUUGGUGGUCAUGAAAGAGCUACUCCGAAGUCGGUUCUUGAGCUGAUGGAUGUCAAAGAUCUCACAUUAGCUCAUGUGAAAAGCCAUUUACAGAUGUAUCGUACUGUUAAGACAACUGACAAGCCUGCAGCCUCCUCAGGUCAAUCAGAUGGGUCUGGAGAAGAAGACAUAUCCACUGCUGUUAGCGGCAGCGAACGUGGCCUGCGUGGAUUAAUAGAUCAAAUAGGAACUUCAGAUGGGUCAUUGCAACAAGAAUUGGACUAUCCCUGUAAUCCUACUACUACUCUGUGGAGUAAUUCUUCAAGAGAAGCAUGGUUGCACGCAAAUUCGAAUGAUAUAGAUGGGGUGAGAGGACCAUUAUCCUUCCAAUCCAACAGAACUGAGGAAUCUUGUGAUUCAACUCCAUUGUUGAAUUGCAAAAACCCAAGCUUGGAGUUCACAUUAGGCAGACCGGACUGGCAUGGCACACAACAUAAGCAUACAUGAAAUACGAGAUUAGAUCUAUAUUUGCAGCCAUUCCAGCUUUUUCAAUAUUAGUAA
This is a messenger RNA of Theobroma cacao (cacao), 1806 nucleotides long. It is a transcript of the gene KAN, whose product is annotated as Homeodomain-like superfamily protein. Gene Ontology annotation, biological process: regulation of DNA-templated transcription; abaxial cell fate specification. Gene Ontology annotation, molecular function: transcription cis-regulatory region binding. The record is from RefSeq and is a predicted model, not a curated record. NCBI's taxonomy places the organism in Eukaryota, Viridiplantae, Streptophyta, Magnoliopsida, Malvales, Malvaceae. Gene Ontology annotation, cellular component: nucleus.